AUGCGUCCUGGCAUUGACUGGAGCAAUGUUUACAUCAUCCACAACGCUCAGUUCGAUCGCAACUGUGAUAUGCAUCCUGACGCCAUGCGACGUAUCGUCUCGACUGUUCGCAGUCUCCUUUCCAAACGCGAUGCUACCUCUCUUGCCGUUUGGUUCUACCCCGAAGAGACCUUCAACGACAGCUGGAGUGACGUCCCCAACAAACUCACCAUUGGGUCGUGA
Messenger RNA from Fusarium sp. VM40, 222 nucleotides. The record is from the annotation of a GenBank genome assembly. Lineage: Eukaryota; Fungi; Ascomycota; Sordariomycetes; Hypocreales; Nectriaceae.